Molecule: messenger RNA, 358 nt
Organism: Echinops telfairi (small Madagascar hedgehog)
Lineage: Eukaryota; Metazoa; Chordata; Mammalia; Afrosoricida; Tenrecidae
Product: thioredoxin-like
Exons: 1
Coding region: 1-312 (103 amino acids)
Molecular function (GO): protein-disulfide reductase activity
Source: RefSeq, a predicted model, not a curated record
AUGGGGAAACAGAUGGGUAGCAAGGAAGAUUCUCAGGCCGCCCCAAACAGUGCCAGCGAGAAGCUAGUGGUGGUUGAGUUCUCAGCCCCGUGGUGUGGGCCCUGCGAGAUGACCAAGCCUUUCUGUCAUUCCCUCGGUGAAAACAAUGGCAACGUGGUCUUCCCUGAAGUUGCUGUGGAAGACCACCAGGAUGUUGCUUCAGCGUGUGGCGUCCAACGCAUGCCAACAUUUCAGUUUUAUAAAAAGGGACAAAAGGUGGGUGAAUGUUCUGGUGCUAAUAAGGAAAAACUUGAAGCUACCAUUAACGAGUGAAGUUAAUUAUGCUUCGUGAAAAUGGAUCCAGUCAUCAGCUGGAUGU